UUCGUCGUUACCGAUAACUCUCGCGUUUCCUCGAACGUCCCUCUCGACUUUUCCGUCGAUUUCGUUUGUUCGUUUCGCGAAAGAAGGAUCGUCCGACCGACCGUAAAAUGACGUCGACCGUCCUGUCGGUCUGGAGCGUGCUCGCGUGGACGACGUUCGCGGCGCGAGCGAUAUCCACGUCCUGGCGACCGUCGUUUCCUAUCUCCUCGAGCAGCGUCCUCCAGCACUCGUCGCCCGUGUUCGCGAACGGACCUGCCCAGUCGCUGUACGAUCACGAAACUUCCUCGUUGCUGGUCCAACAGGAACAGGACAGGUGCACCCUGUACAAGGUCGCGAUGAACCAACAGCUCUACUUCGAGUACAUCCACUACAAGAUCGAUUUACCGGACAUGAAGGAGUUCACCCUAUGCGCGUGGACCAAGUUCUUCAACCACACCAACGAUCAUCCGCUGUUUUCGUACGCAGUCGGAGACCAGCCGCGCGGGAUAUUGUCCUGGGUGGCCAACACCGCCAGGAGCUCCUACUACAUGAUGAACGUCAACGGUCACAACUUGUACAGAUUGAAUUAUCCGCUGCGAUUGAACAAGUGGUACCACUCCUGCCAAAGCUGGAACGGCCGAACCGGAGAAUGGCAGAUCUGGGUCAACGACGAGCGCGUGGGUCGUGGGUUCAACAAUAGGCUGGUCGGACACGUGAUCAAAGGUGGAGGAGUAGCGAUCACGGGACAGGAGCAACGACAGCUGGGCGGUGGAUUCUUGGAGGGCGAGGGCUCCCCUCCCGGUGCCGGUGGUCUCUUGGGAGAAGUGACGAUGGUCCAAUUGUACGAGGUAGCUCUGACUGCCGGCAAGGCCCACAAGGAUCACAAGCAUCAUCACGCUCAUCAUUACGAGCACGAAACCGGCAACAACACCCCCAGGCCCGCAACGCGUCCACCGAUAACAGGUCCACCGCUCCCGCAAAACCCUUUCCUGACCGGGGGACAGAUCAAUCAUCAGAUAAAGUUGAACCCUGGAGCGCCGGUGCAAAUCGUUCGUGGAGGAGUCACCAUGCGUCAUCCGGCUCUGAUUCCGCGAGAUCCGCCACCUCAGCCGUUCCCACCAGCCAAUCUCCCCGCGGUAUCCACCGCGUUUCCCCUGCGAGCCUCCCAGUUCUUCGGUAACCCGCAACCCGCCGUUGCUUCGCCGUCUUCCAACGGAAUAAGCGGAAACUUUGCCGACGGUUCGUACCACAAUCUCUUCAAGAGGGAAAAGAGCUCGGAGGAGGAAGCGAAUGCCGGUCUCCAAGAGACGGCCACCGAGACGCCGAUGACCGACAACGAGACGGACGAACGUUCGGACGGCAAGGUAAGAGAGACAGUCGGAAACGGUGAACGAGCGGAAUCGAAAACGAGCGAAUUUUCAGGUGACGUUCGUGCCGCGGGAAGAGAGCGAAACGUCCGACAAGGUGAAGAGACUAGGCAAAAGGGAUUCCGAGCCGAAGAAGAGAGAGUUGGUACAACUCGGAGACGGGCUGAUCGUGGACGACGGAUACGUGUCUCAGGGAUUAGACAACGAUUACUUUGCCGGUCUGGCGAACUUUGGACUUCAAUUACCGAAAUACGAGAACAAGGACGACGAGCGCGAGCCGGCAGAGGCCGAGGUGAAAAUGAUUAUGGAUGUUUGCGACGGCUGCGCCGACGAACCGUUCUCGAAGGCGUUGAUCAUGGCCUGGAGAUCGGUCCCGAAGAAACUCUACUCCGGCGCGUUACAUCUCCCGGCAUCGCCGGUGUGCAAAGCGUUUUGAGCCCCAUUCGAGUGAACCGCCAUCGCCACUGACACGGGAUCUCUCUCCUACGCGUCGCGAACUCGAAUUUCGAGUUCCGAGUCGUAUUUAUUCGCCGAUUUAGACUUAGGCUUAAGGUUAAGGUUAACUUGGCCGUUGGAGCCUCGGACGUCGCGUAGCGAAUCAGCGCGUAGAUUCGUCGAGCUUGUACGCGUGAGCGCACGAUCAUUUCGAGCGCGUACGUAUCACGAAAUGAGCAAUA
Molecule: messenger RNA, 2023 nt
Organism: Megachile rotundata (alfalfa leafcutting bee)
Lineage: Eukaryota; Metazoa; Arthropoda; Insecta; Hymenoptera; Megachilidae
Gene: b6
Product: pentraxin-related protein b6
Source: RefSeq, a predicted model, not a curated record